Aptenodytes forsteri (emperor penguin) is the source of this 2214-nucleotide messenger RNA. RefSeq names its product protein-glucosylgalactosylhydroxylysine glucosidase (gene PGGHG). NCBI's taxonomy places the organism in Eukaryota, Metazoa, Chordata, Aves, Sphenisciformes, Spheniscidae. Gene Ontology annotation, biological process: carbohydrate metabolic process. The transcript is spliced from 13 exons. The coding region runs from base 12 to 2093 and encodes 693 amino acids. Gene Ontology annotation, molecular function: catalytic activity. The record is from RefSeq and is a predicted model, not a curated record.
GGCUGGUAAAAAUGGCUGAUGGCAAAGACGACCCCGCCGUGUUCACCUCCGCUUCUCUGCCCUCAGACCCACGGCUGCUGGCUACGGUGACUAACGCUUACCUGGGCACCCGUGUGUACCGGGACAUCCUCCACGUCAACGGUGUGUACAACGGGGCGGUGGGAGACACGCACCGUGCCGACAUCCCCAGCCCUGUCAAUGUUAGAAUGACGGUGCCUGGCGCGGACAGCCUGGCUGAGACCUUCACCUUGAACACCCGGACGGGAACCUUCAGCCAUGUGCUUCAGUCAACUGAUUAUACAGCCACCCAUCAGAUCUACGCUCACCAUUCCCUUGUCCACUUGAUGGCCUUCAGCAUCACCGUCCAACGAUCAGCUCACACCACCCAACCCAUCACGGUCCAGCUCCAGACUCCUUUUGUGCCAAAGAGCCGGGACUUGGACCUGAACCAAGGACCAGACUUCCAGGGAGCGCACUACGUCUACGGGAAGACGCUGGUUCCCGAGGUGGAGGGGGGACCCCGUCCCACAGUUCACAUGCUCUGGACUCCCGUGCCGCAAGACUUGACGUUGCGUGGGGAGGAGCGGGAGCGAUCCUGGGAGUUCCUGACGGCCGUGGCCGAGAGUGAAGAGGAGGUGAAGAGGAGCUACAGCAAAGGGCUGGCCCUCAUUGCUGUUGGUUCCCUGCACUCCUCCCAUGCCCACGCAUGGACCAUGCUGUGGCGAGGCUGCUGCAUAGACCUGGAUGGACCUCUGCCUUUGAGGCAGGCCCUCUACGGGUGUCUCUACUACCUGCUGAGCGCCAUCCCGCCCCGGGGGAACCUGGGCUUUCUCUUCCACGGCAUCAGCCCUGGCGGCUUGUCCAACGGCACUCAGGGCGAGGACUACUGGGGGCACAUCUUCUGGGACCAGGACACCUGGAUGUUCCCGAACAUUCUGCUAUUUUAUCCUGAAGCUGCCCGAGCCAUCCUGGAGUACCGGAUUCGCAUGCUGGAAGGAGCCUUACGCAACGCGCAGGAGCAAGGCUACAAGGGUGCUAAGUUCCCGUGGGAGAGUGCAGCCACUGGCCGGGAAGUCUGCCCUGAGGAGAUCUACGGAGCCCAAGAAAUCCAUGUCACUGGGGACGUUCUGAUGGCCUUUGAGCAGUAUUAUUGCACCACGCAGGACCAGAAGCUGUUCAGGGAGGAUGGAGGCUGGAAACUGGUGGGUGCAGUGGCUCAGUACUGGUGCAGCAGGAUGGUGUGGAGCGAGGAGGAGCAAUGCUACCACAUCAAAGGUGUCAUGCCCCCAGAUGAGUAUCAUUACCGGGUUGAUAACUCUGUUUACACCAACGCCGUGGCCCAGCGGAGCUUAAAUUUUGCAGCUGAUGUUGCUCGGGACUUCUUGAUCCCUGUGCCAGAGGAGUGGGUGGACUGUGCAAAGAAAGUCAAAGUGCCCUUUGAUGCGGAGAAAAAAUAUCACCCCGAGUACGAUGGUUACAGCCCAGGUGAGCCUGUGAAACAAGCUGACGUUGUCUUGCUUGGAUUCCCGCUGAUGCACCCCAUGAGCUCUGAAGUCCGGAGAAAUGACCUGGAGAUGUACGAACCCGUCACUGAGAGGGAUGGGCCAGCCAUGACCUGGAGCAUGUUUGCAGUGGGCUGGCUGGAGCUAAAGGAGGUGCAGAGAGCCCAGAGCCAACUGAAGAAGUGUUUCAGCAACAUCACAGAACCCUUCAAGAUCUGGGUGGAGAACUCGGAUGGGUCAGGAGCUGUGAACUUCUUGACAGGGAUGGGUGGAUUCUUGCAAGCUGUCCUCUUUGGCUACACAGGGUUCAGGAUCACAAAGACCAGCCUCCGCUUCAACCCUGCCUUUCCUGAUGACAUCAACAAGUUGAAAGUCACCGGCGUCUCCUACUUCGGCAACAAACUGAAGUUCACCAUCACCAAAGAAGAGAUCAGGAUCAAAGUGACCGAGUCUCCCCGGGACCCUCCGGCAUCUCCCCUGGAAGCUGUGCUGGAGGAGUCGGGGCAGCAGUUUCCCCUGUGUGAAGGGCAGAGCGUCUCUUUCCCCACGGCGGCCGGCUGGAUUCAGAGGUCAUCCGCCAAGGCAUUUUAAACCUUGGUUGAUCUGGGUUUUACCCACCAAAGCAGCAGAAACAAGUUGAAGAGCAGAAGCUGGCAGAGGGGGAAGGUAAAGGUGGGGUGGAAGGGGUCCCAGGCUGUGCCAUAAACCCUUU